AUCCAGUUCUAUAGCGCAUCCGUUUGUGGUCAAGACCAUUCAAAAAUAGGAAGUGAAGAACGAGUUUUAAGCGGUGAAAGCAGUUCAGUUUGCUAGAUUCAGAGUAUAAAAGAAUUUGAUUCAUAGCUUCAAUGGAAAUAUGGACAGCGACAUCAAGAUCAAGGUCUACCGUAUCGUGGGCUACGCGGCAUUAGUCUUCUCCACUUGCGCAAUCCUAUCCGUAUGCAUCACUCUGCCCGUUCUUUACCAUUAUGUGCAUAAAGUUCGUCGACAAAUGCAAAGUGAGAUGCAUCAGUGCCAAGUAAACUCGAAAACACUGUGGGCAAAUGUGAAUGCUUUUCGCAAUGAGUUAAGAAGAUUCAACGGAUCGCGUAUAGCUCGAGAUUUGGAUCCUAGUGGAUACGACUUUGAGAUGCCGGAGACGGUAACGGAAGCGACAACGACGACAGAGAGGACAACGACCACGGAGGGGACAACGACCACGGAGGGGACAACGACCACGGAGGGGACAACGACGACAGAGGGGACGACGACGACAGAGGGGACAACGACGACACAAGGGACGACGACGACGGAGGCGGUGACGGUUGCGGUGACGGAAACAACGACGGAAGCGACGACAACAGAAAGCUUUGUGAAGGAUCUACCGGUCACGGACGCACCAACGGAUAAGCCGAUUAUAGUGCCUUUGGUGGAAAUGACUUGCGACAGCUGUUGCAUGCCUGGUCCGGCGGGACCACCAGGACCAGCUGGAAUGCCCGGUAGACCGGGCAUGCCUGGUGCAGCAGGCUUACCCGGCCGUCCCGGAAAACCAUCUCAAGCACCUUGUGAACCUGUGUCGCCUCCGCCUUGUCCACCAUGUCCACGAGGUCGCCCGGGACCUGAUGGUCCGCAAGGACCGCCGGGCAACGCCGGUUUUCCAGGUGAUGUCGGAACCAAAGGAAUCAGUGGACCACCGGGUGAACCUGGACUACCGGGUAAGCCUGGACCUCCGGGAAUGCUGGGCAAAAACGGGCCACCAGGUGAACCGGGCACACCUGGAGUGGUGGAAAAACCUAAACCCGGUUUACCAGGCGAACAAGGAGAUCCUGGUUUGGAGGGAUUGCGUGGACCCGCUGGAGAUCCCGGACAUGAUGGAUCACCUGGAAUACCGGGAAUGCCCGGUCCAAAUGGUGAACCUGGAAAGCCCGGUGAUGACGGUAUGCCGGGACCGGCAGGAAAACCCGGAAAGCCUGGUCGACCUGGAGAACGCGGUAUCUGUCCGAAGUACUGCGCUGAAGAUGGUGGAAUAUUCUUCGAAGAUGGGACAACUCGUUAGCUUUGAAACGUUUCUG
Cylicocyclus nassatus is the source of this 1334-nucleotide messenger RNA. NCBI's taxonomy places the organism in Eukaryota, Metazoa, Nematoda, Chromadorea, Rhabditida, Strongylidae. The record is from the annotation of a GenBank genome assembly.